UUUAUAUAGCCUUACCGUCGCACUAAGACGACUCUUGCGCGGAGACGAGGCAAGACGCUGAAUUCAAGGGAGGUGUGGAGCCUGUCCGGCGCCAGGCGAUGGAUAAUUCACCUUCUGAAACAUCACGGCCAACAAUGGCAGGAGGCGCGAGGGAGAGAGUGGUGCCUGAGCACGAGCACCAGUCUCCUCCGCAGUCUCGUGCGGGUUUACUUUUUUUUUUUUAAAUAAAAGUACCCGGAUAAGACAUUUCAAAAUAAAGAAAUUCGAUUUCAACUUUUGUUGUUGCUGUUUUUUUUAAAAGAGAAAACGCGAAAAACACUCCGAGCAACAGAGUCGCCGCUGUUAAGAAAGCGGGGCGUUUCUCCGUCAAGACUGUAGGUUAAAAAUUCCACUUGGUUGUUUUGGUUUAAUAAAACAUGUCAUAAUCAGAAUUUCCCUGUACCUUCUCUGUCAUACAGCACUGAAUAGUUAUUUAUGACAUUUCUGCUGCAGAAAUCCGUGAAGGCAGCUUUUUGAUAGCCUGUUUAAACGGUUAUAAAACACCCGAGCAUAAUCUAAACCAUAUAAUUUUACACGUUUACCUUCCCUUCUCGCUUAGGGGAAAUUUGCGUCCUGUAGUCGCACAGUGUAGUAAUUCUUUAGAGAGAGACUGUGGCUCUCGAAACAGGCAGGAAUUUCCUACUGCGCUACAAACAGCCCUGCUCUGUGGCUUUGUGUAUGUCUGUACGUGUGGGGGGAAGAGUUUAUGAAGAAAGGUUGUUUUUUCGAGAGCGCAGAACACCCUCGUCUAUAAAACGCUCUUUCCUCGACGGUGGAAAAAAUAUGAUCUGUGCGAGUGUGCCUAUAAAGGACAAUCUCUUGUUAAUCUGACCCCCUCUACCUCUCACUUGUAUUAUUUUUUCUUGUCUGUAAAAUUCGUUUUUAGAUACUUGUCCUAGGAGAGAGAGAAAAUCUCCCCAGACAAGCUCAGAGGAUUAGACCGAAACGAAAAUAUACAGAAUUAUGUGUCCAUUAUAUGCCUAUUAGAACAUUACAGACUUGCAAACGGUAAUAUAGGUUCAGAGAAAUGACCGUGAACAUCGUGUAAUAAUUCAAAUAAAAAAUUGUUAAUUUACAUAAUUAAUUCACUAUAAUGUUUUUCAUAUUUACUAAUGCGUAAGCAAGUCUUGACUGCUCUAGACAGUAUCAGUUGUGCAACGCUGAUAAUAUCUUAAGGUAGUUCUCUUUUUCUUAACGAAAAGUCUGGAAUUGUUAAGUGUUUGGGCACAAACUAAGAAUAACUACAGUAUACCUCGGUGAAUGGGGAAAACGCAGUAUCCUUUAACAGACCAAUGGCACCAAAUCAUAAAAUAUUACAAUACAGGCCUCUUAAAGACGAAAGGAAGAGCGUCGUAACUUCCAUUAUUUUUACAAAUUACACUCGUUCGCAUCACUGGUUAUAUCUUGCUAACUCGGAAAGCGAAACGACGCGGAGAAAACUCUUGGGCGGCGUCGCCCUUAAGGAAUGGAAAUCUUUAACAAGACUAGCCUUUUCACACACUGGAAAAAAAAAAAACAACAAAUCAGAGGGUUUAAUGUUCUGCUUUUCUGCGCCGCGGCGAUGAGCGCUGAGCAGGAUGGGCUCUUUAAGUAAAAUGGUCGCUAUCGCGUGAAAGCGGGGCCGUGCCGGCGGACGCCCGGGUAUCGCUGUAACGUGCCAGAUCUUUCAGGUUAGGUGGCGAAUCCUUCAAAGAGAUUUAAAAGAACAUUCCCAAACCCACCCCAGCUCACCUGCUCCGCCGUGUCGUUGCAUGGAGAGUUUGGUCCUGUACCGCACAAUACGUGUUUAUGUUUAUAUUCACCAUUUCUACUGCGUUUGAUGAAAGUUUUGUGUCUAAGAAGAAGGCAGAUCUUGAAGCAGUGCCGUUUAUGGUGUGCUCCACAGGCAGUAUAUCAAGCCUAUAAAAUCAAAGCUGCCGUUUUUAUUAUAGUAUUUAACUACCCCCCAAAAAAGUUUAAAGUAGUUUGUUCCGUAAGUACAGAGUGGUUCUACGCGGGAGCGUUUAACGCGCUCGUAAAGAAAAAAAAUGACAGUUAAUUUUCUAAUAAACUGCUUUUUAUAUGAAGAAAAACACCGUCGAGCGAAUAAUAACAAACCAGCUACAGUGCAGACGUAUGGGGAAUGAAGACCCCCCAAUUAUAGAAAAAAACAUUGCUAGAGAUGGAGAACAAAAUAAUGGCUUUUUUUUUUUAGAGAAAAUUGGAAUAAUAUCUGUGGUUGAACGUCGUGACGGAUUUGAAAGCUGUUUUGGAGCUCACCGAGUUAGCCAAUAAAAUACAAGGCACAUUAGUAACGUGCUCAUCAGCCUGAAACUAAUUUAAGUCUGUAUUUUUCAGAUCUCCGCUUAUUGCUGGGCAUGUACAGAAAUACGUGCGCGCUGUGUUUAUGAUCUUUAUGCAGCGCAAUUCGGUUAUUUUGCCGUUUCAGAUCGCCAUGGUUACACGGCCCGUGCGCUGCUUUGCAUAUUGCAUAAACAUCGCAAAUUAUGUAAAAAAAAUAUAGAUAGCGCGAGAAGAGGACAGCGCCGUGCUGCCCCUCGGCGGAUUGAUUUACGCCUCAUUGACGCUUUAUCAGGAACACGAAAAAAGUCUGACCAAUCAUUUCGCUUCGAGCUCGCUGCACAGUGAAGCAGCUGCACUUUGUUGGCGAGGAAGUUGGGGAAAAGCGUAGUGUACAAAUCGAGAUCUGUCCUCUGUAUUUUUUCCCUUCAAUGAACCGUGCUUUGUAUAAUGUCUGAGAAUGUCCAUUUCUGGAGCUCUUAGCAGUUACUAUGUCGAUUCCAUUAUAAGUCACGAGAGCGAGGAUCCGACUUCAGUCAAGUUCUCCAAUGUACAGUAUCCAAGUCCCAGGCAGCCGGGAGGACACGCUGAGCAUCCAGAAUUUCCUUCCUGUAGUUUCCAGCCUAAACCUCCCGUUUUCAGCGCGACUUGGAGUCCGUUUAAUCCCCACUCUUCCAAUGGUUUACCGGCUGUCUACCACUCGUACAUCCCGGCGCAAGCGAUCCCUUCCCCGGACAAUAGAUACCUUCGCACUUGGCUGGACAGUGCCCCGAGAACUGAGCCCCUGGCCGGACAGGGACACGUGAAGCUGGAGCCGCUGUUGGGACACCUCGGGGAGCCCCCCAAGCUCGGAGGACAGGACUACAGUUUGGAGUGCCCCUCUGCAAGGGACAUUAAUUCCAAUCAAGGCUCCGGCUUCGAGGACAAUAAGGAUAUUUGUGAAGGUAGCGAAGACAAAGAGGGACCAGAUCAAAAUAACCCGUCUGCCAACUGGCUGCACGCUCGCUCCUCCCGGAAGAAGAGGUGCCCGUACACCAAAUACCAGACCCUGGAGCUCGAGAAGGAGUUCCUCUUCAACAUGUACCUCACGCGGGACAGGCGGCACGAGGUCGCGCGGCAGCUGAACUUGACUGAGCGCCAGGUCAAAAUCUGGUUCCAGAACCGCCGGAUGAAAAUGAAGAAAAUGAACAAGGAGCAGCCCAAAGAAUAGGGCCGGCAGACUUCAAGGAGAGGGAGACGAGGAUCCAACCGCAUGAAUAAUCCGCCGGUGUUCACUUGUGAACAUGACGUCCCCACCCCACCCAGCUCCAGUAGUAUGUGUACUCAGUGUUAAUAAUUGUUCAAAGUUUCUUUCAACAUUCCUGCUUUUAAACAGGCCGGCCCGUAACAUUGGUAUUAGUCAGCGAGCUUGGAGGGCCACCUUUGUAUCUCAAACCUUUUGCCUGUCCGCCUGUGAAGUAAUCAUUUUCAUUUUAAGAUUCGAUGACUCCAUCGCUAUAUUGAAGAAAGCUGCUCGCAAUCUAGGAGAAGGAAUUGUAGAUCAGCGUGGCUAAUUCAGAAAAACAUUAUUCUCACUCAAGUAUUUCUGCAGAAGUAAUAAAAUCGUGCGCGCGCGCGCACACAAGUAUGUCUUUACCAAUUUAUUGUCAUUAUUAAAAAAAUAUAUAUACUUUUAACUAACUUUAUUAUACUGAUUUUACAGUAUCCAGGAAAAAGAAAUAAAAUUUUAAUGGUUAUUCUUGUUUUGCAAUAUGCUAUCCUCUGUGUUGCUCGGCAAAGCUAACAACGAGACAUUUCAGUGUUAAGUUCGUGUGUCGUGUUAAUAAGUUAAUAUACUGUAGGCUUAUUUAAUUUAGUUGGGCUACAUAUUAUGAGCAUUUUUUAUAAAUUGUUCUGAUUCCGAGGAGACCAUAUUUAUGCAAAGUUGUGGGAACCUUAACAUAUUUCCUUAAAAUAAAUAAUUUUCUGUAUUCGAAUUGCCUUUUGGGAACCAUUUAAAAAUAAACGUUCUUGUUUUUAUCCGAGAAAGGGUGAGUGGUUGUUACGUGUUCAGCACACUGUCACAAAGUAGAUUUGAUUGUUAAUUCUAGACGCACCUCAACAUUGAACAUUGUAGUAGAUUUAAUUUUAAUGCGAAAAAAGUUUUUUUUUUUAAAAAAAACAUCAACAACGUUUAAAAAUAGAAAAUACCGAUAAGCAGAAAUCGAAUAAACACGAGGUGGGAUAUAGGAACAGUUAAUUUUCCUUUGGUUGAAUGUGUCGCGGAAACAGGGAAGGGGACAUCGCUGUUUGAUGCAGCUUCGUUUUUUUUUUUCUUUCUUUUAUCGAAGACACAAGACAUAUUGUAAAGGAGUAAAUUGUUUACAUUACGACUGUCAUCACGGGCGUGUUAAAUAAUUCUUGAAGGCAUAUUCUAUACGUGUGUAGGAAUCCGGCAUGUCGCACAGUGUUGAAAACACCACUCUGAACGAUUCAAACGGAGCGCGACUAAGGGUACAGCAGUUUUUUUGUGUGCUAAUUUAUUGUUAUUAAAGGAAUAACCUCAAAUCUUUCUAUUGCUAUGCGGUUUCUACUUUUGUGAGCGGCAUGGGUGGGCGAGAAUGUCAGGUUAUACUUGAAUGAACAUUUUUGUCUCAAUUUGCUUAAUGUUUACAUUUUCUUUUGGAAGCUGAAGAACAUAGAGGUGGUAUUUCGACUGGUGUCGUUUUGUUUUCAUUCGAUAGGUAACAUAGAUGGUGUUCUUGUUGUUGUUUUUUUAUAUAUCUCUAAAUGUAUUUCCUAUUUUUUGUUGGACAAUGGCUAAUCUGGUGCUGAGAUUCUUUUACGGUGUUUGAGUCUGUCCUUAGUACGUCUGGAGUGUUACUGGAACCUGGGCGCCGUUCCCGCGUCCUCUUCCUGAGCUUAGCUCCUCUCUUCAGAAAGAAAGAGAUCCAGAAACUGUCUAUUUGAAAGUAUGAACUUUGUUAUUGUGGUGAAUCCUUAACUCCUGUCGGUGGAUAGUUCUCUCCGAGGAGAACAGCCGCAUUUUUCCUUCUGUAUUGUUGGUGUAUCUCACGAAGUUGCAAUGACACUGUAAAUGCUGGAUUCGUAAUAAAUCGUUUACAUCUAA
Lepisosteus oculatus (spotted gar) is the source of this 5428-nucleotide messenger RNA. RefSeq names its product homeobox B9a (gene hoxb9a). NCBI's taxonomy places the organism in Eukaryota, Metazoa, Chordata, Actinopteri, Semionotiformes, Lepisosteidae. Gene Ontology annotation, molecular function: RNA polymerase II cis-regulatory region sequence-specific DNA binding; DNA-binding transcription factor activity, RNA polymerase II-specific. Gene Ontology annotation, biological process: anterior/posterior pattern specification; embryonic skeletal system morphogenesis; regulation of transcription by RNA polymerase II. The record is from RefSeq and is a predicted model, not a curated record. Gene Ontology annotation, cellular component: nucleus.